This is a messenger RNA of Pleuronectes platessa (European plaice), 6558 nucleotides long. RefSeq names its product ring finger protein 150a (gene rnf150a). The transcript has 8 exons. The record is from RefSeq and is a predicted model, not a curated record. Bases 235 to 1662 code for a protein of 475 amino acids. NCBI's taxonomy places the organism in Eukaryota, Metazoa, Chordata, Actinopteri, Pleuronectiformes, Pleuronectidae.
GGAGGCAGCAGGGGAAACAGCUGACAGUGAACAACAACACAGGAGUCAGCUCCUGCAGGUGCUGCUGUGUGAGAGGGGCUCUGCUGCCACGUUCAUGCUGCCACAACCUGUAGCUCCUCUUGCAGGAGGACCGCGCUGCGAGCUGAUCAACUGAGGAAGAGGAGGGAGACGAGGAGGAGCAGGAGGAGGAGGACGCGAGGAGCUCCGUCGUCCAUCCCCGGCCAGCCCCGCACGAUGGCCCCGUCUCUGAUCCGCGCCUGCCGCAGUCUGGCUCUCUCGACGUGGCUGCUCUCCUUCUGCUUCGUCCACCUGCUGUGUCUGGACUUCACGGUGGCGGAGAAGGAGGAGUGGUACACGGCCUUCGUCAACAUCACCUACCUGGACCCCGUCACCGCGGAGGUGAGGACGGAGAAGACCGAGUGCGGUCGCUACGGCGAGCACUCGCCCAAGAAGGAAGCCCGGGGUCUGGUGCUGCUGCCGAGCCCCCUGCAGGACAGACAGGCGUGCGACCCCCACGUCAGGUUCCCCCCCGUGGCUCACAACGCCGCAUGGGUGGCGCUGGUGGCUGCGGGGAACUGUACCUACAGGGACAAGAUCCGGAACGUCGCCAACCUCAACGCCUCUGCAGUUGUCAUAUACAACGUGGGCUCCAGCAGCCCCAACGAAACCAUAACAAUGCCCCAUCCAGGUGUCCUCUGUCCCACAGGCCUGAGAGGACAAAUGUCCCCAAUCGGCUGGACACCUCUGGCUGAGAUGAAUGCUUUCAUUCCCCCUGCAGCAGCCCCACAGCUCCUCUGUGCCAUCAUCCCAACAAUUACCGGGUUUCUGGGUACAGGUGAUGUUGUCGCCAUCAUGAUCCCAGAGCCUAAAGGUCGUGAGUUGAUUAACUUGCUGGAGCGGGGCACCAAGGUCAGGAUGCAAAUCAGCAUUGGAACCCGCAACCUGCAGAAGUACGUGAGCAGAACGUCGGUGGUGUUCGUCUCCAUCUCCUUCAUCGUGCUCAUGAUCAUCUCCCUGGCGUGGCUCGUCUUCUACUACAUCCAGAGGUUCCGCUACGCCAACGCACGGGACCGCAACCAGAGACGACUUGGAGAUGCUGCCAAAAAAGCCAUCAGCAAGCUUCAAGUCCGCACCAUUAGGAAAGGAGACGAGGAGACUGAGUCAGACUUUGACAACUGUGCAGUUUGCAUUGAAGGUUAUAAACCUAACGAUGUUGUGAGGGUAUUACCGUGCAGGCAUGUUUUCCAUAAACACUGUGUGGAUCCGUGGCUGCUGGACCACCGGACAUGUCCCAUGUGUAAAAUGAACAUCCUCAAAGCCUUAGGAGUUACUCUCAACCCAGACUGCUUAGACGAGAUUCCUGCAGACUACGAGAUGUCUGUCGGGGGUCCAUCCAACAACCCCAUCAGCGGGGCGAGUGAGAUCACAGUGAACGAGAGCUCGGUGGUGCUGGACCCCGGCGACAGAGGGAUGGGCCUGCAGCACCUCCAACAUGACGCAGAGACGGCACUUCAGGCGGGAGAGAGCCACCUCAUGGCCAGCAGUGAGCACCAGCCUCCGCUCAGCUGUGAUUCUGACACGUCUGUCAUCAUGGGCCUGGAGGUGGGUUUGUCUGAGAUAGAGCUGUCAGCAGAGCGAGAAUGUGACGAGGGAAAAUCCUGAGCCGGUCGGAGCAGAGAGGAAAAAAAGGAUGAUGAGAGCAGAACAGAGUGAUCGGGGGGGCUCCCACAGAUCCGCCGGGUCUCUGGCCCCCUGGAGGAGGUGAUCUCGUGGAAGACGCUGAAAUAUGAGCAAUACAACCCGUAGCGGCACAGAAACAACCCGCUUUGUGUGUUCCACCUGAGAAACAGACUCGUCCCCGUGUCUGCAGACUUGUUGCUUGCUCGUUCUCUUGCCGUCACGUGUUUUGUGUGUGAACGCAGCUCCCAUAUACUGUGGUGGUCUAGUUACUCUCCACGUAACCUUUUCCCCAUCUUAGCAUCAGAGAUUCACACACACACAGUCCUUGAGAUGUCGGUGGCCUUCCCAGCGCUGAGAAGUCAAAAUGUGUUUCUCCUCGCUCUGCCUGCUGCUGGACACGGUGUGAGGAACAGAGCGGCUCUUUAACACCCGACUGCAGCUUUAAUUAUGUAAAGAAAUAUAUGUGCAGAUUAUUAGACUUCUUGCCUAUGAGAUCACUGCCAACCUAUUCCACGAGUUUUACUGACGUGAUGGAGACACAGCACUCUAUCAAAGUCUCAGUUGGCGUGAAACCAGCAUUUUUUUCAGCAUCAGACUUGGGGUAACGUGUUAUUAUCCCCCUGAAACCUUGAAGCGCAGGUUUUCAGGUUCACGCGGCCAUGUGGCACGAAGGGGUUUAAAACACGUAUUGCACACACACACACACGUUAUGCUGCAAUUUCUAAACGUAACUGUUUCUGUCAUCGUUGUGUCGAGACCUUCGUUUAUAAACUGAGUAUUCCUGCUGCUGAGAGGAAACAACCAAACACAAUAGAUUAUUUCUCACGUCUGACAAUCAUACUUUGCCACGAGCAGUUUGAAGUGAUGUCACCCACUGCCCUACUGAAACUGCUGCGGAUUCACAAGCCACCAACACAUGGUGUCGGCCUCCUGCGUCAGGAAGGUGACGUUUCACACUCACGCUGCUGCUGCUGAGGACGGCUGCGGCUGUCACCACCAAAUUCUGGCAGUGUAUACAUACGAGCCAGCCAAUAUACUUAUGUCAACAAGUCUGUGCCAAGUUAAUCAGUGGUGUUCUAAACGUAGCUGUAGUCCGUGUGUACAUGUGAUUCCCUUGGCUGUCAAUGGAGGCUGAGAGAAGCUAAUCUGUGAAUGAAAUGAAAGUGAAGAAAUAACAGGAGCACAAGGAAUCUGAAAAUCACAAAAGACUCUGCUCGGUUAAAAAAAGAGGAACUUUUUUAAUUUGAAAUAGUCAAAGGUUUAAUUGGGAGGAUUUAAAGCUCUUUUGCAUUUUAUGGCAUGAAUAGAUUGCAGCAUGAAAGGGUUUACAGUUGUUAAAAAUGUGACUACACCUACAAUAGGCUUGCGAAUAUCUGAAAACGAAAAGCAUGCCCCCUGGUGUUUGUGAAGUCUUCAGAAACAGCCCCAGACUGAAACACCGGAACUGUAGAAGGUAUAGGAUUUAUAAUGUUGAAUUUUGUUUUGUUUUUGUCCUGCAUCACAGCCGACAUCUUGUCUGGUUUCUCUGCUGAGUCUCAGCUGAUUAUUAUUUUCCCUCCUGUUCUCUGUGACCACAUAUACUGAAUUAUUACUAUAAUCAAAUUCACAUGUUUGUGAUUCUCAACUUUAUUUUAUUAUGCUCCUCGUGUCAAUAAUUGAGUUGAUAUGCAUUUUGAAACUUGGUCCUCUUGGUGUUGAUUUAUUCUCAACUUGUGUCCCAAUUUCAUAUUACAAUCUCAUUAUCUCUGCCACGGAGGCUUGUAUCUGUUUAUCUGUAAGGAUUUUACAAAACUGAACCGAUUGGCACCAAACUUGGUUGGGGGGGUCAUGGGCCAAGGAAGAACCCAUUAAUUUUUGGAUUUUCUUUUAAUUACUUUACCCAACAUUGUUGGAUGAGACGAUAUUUCUCAGGAAAUAAUCUGCGGAUAUAAGAAAGAAUUUAAAAAAAACUGUCCAGCGCCUAUGUUGUUCAUAUGGAAGAUGCACUUAUACCCAUGGGUGUGCUGGUCUUAAAAUGAUGGUCAGGGUCACUGUCAGGGGACAAUUGUUAUUUCCAAACAGUGGUAAGCAGUUGCACUUGCACAGAAACCUGGUCUGAAGUCAGUGGUGCAGUAUUUCAUUGUUAUUUUAAGACACACUCUCCUCCACACCAGAUGGUUCGCUCAUGUGCAAAGUCUACGAAGAGCACUCUGAUUGGUCUGUUGCUCGUCAAACCGCAAACACACCAAUUGUUAACUAAAGUACAACAAGCCUGCGUCUGCUGCAGGGACAUUUUUUUACACUGUUGAAACUCACAUAUGAGUGGAAAGGUGAAAACUCCCUAAAUGCAUAUGGGCCAGACCAUAUGCUUAGAUUGUUGAAAAAGAGACUAAGACCAUGUGCUUAAAAAAGAGUGCUGACUGUUAUAACAUAUACAAUCUGCUACAGUUUUUUCUUAUUUAGAAUAAUUCUUCUUCUCUCAUUGUUCUGUUACCGUCUGGACUGUCUCCUCUCACAUUCCUGGAGACUCGCUCACUAGAGAAGCACAGGCGCACUGACUCCAUCGAUGGAGCCAGUGGAAUUUGACUGUUGUUUUUUUUUGUCCUCCAGUCACUGUUUCCAUUAUGUUCUGGAGCAACCUGGGAUUCUGUUACAUAACACACACAUGUCAACACAUUCCCCUUGCUUGGGUUAAUCACAGAAGUGAAGGAUCAUAGGAAAUCCUGGCAAAUGCUUUGCUGUUUCAUAAAAGCUUUGGUAUGAGUCGGGUAUAUUGUGAUGGUUUUUUGGGGAUGGGGGGGGGCUGUGAGCCUCUAUGUUCUUUGUUCAAGUCACUUGAAACCCAUGGACAACACAUUGUAGAUAUUAUUAGUUCAUAUAGCCAAAGGUUGAAAUAUGAAUGUUCUAACAUCUGUGAUUCACUGUCUGCAGAUCAUUAUCUGGGGGAAAAAAACUUUAGACUGUUUAUAAAGUGGACGACACGUCUCCACUUCCUCCCACUGUCCAGAAAUGAUGCCAAAAUAUUUCAUUUUUUUGCCCGAGUGCGAUACAGGCACUCGGCCAAUCAGGAGUCAGUCUCAGCUGUCAAUUAUGACAUUUCCCCCGUUUUCAAUACCUUGUGAAAGCCAAACCUUAAAAUGACAGAAACUAUCUUUGAGGAAAAUGUUCUUUGAGUUUUUAAUUCAGUCCACAUCCCAUUCACCAACAAGGAGGAAUUGGAGUUUACGAGCUGUACUGCAACCAGCCACCAGGAGGCGAUUGAGAUGAAUUGGCUUCACUUUUGUCGGCCAUCUUUAUGUACAGCCCAUGGAAAGCGCUUGACAGCCUUUCAAUGACCUCCCUUUAUUUUGUUUAGUUGUAAGCACUUAUGAGAGGCUCAACAUGUAACCAACGAUUUCACCAUGACUGAAAUUUAUUACAGCACUAUGUAAGAAUUCAUAAAUGGACAUUUUAAUUUAACUUGAGCUAUACCCUCUCUUUUUGGAAAGGAAGGUGGACAUUGAGGGAUGUAUUCCAGUUUGAUGUGAAUCUGGACCUUUACAUCUCGGUAUGUAGCAUCAGCUCACAUGGUAAUGAAAUAGCACAAUACAUAAGAUAAACCACAAACACCCAACAGCAUCACUCUCUGCUGCUCUCCCCGUCUCACUUGUUCGUGGGUCUUUUGUCCUUGUCUCACUUUAACAGUCUCUCCAUCCGACCAUUUGUUUGGUUGGCUUAACAUCAAGACAAAGCGAAGCACAUUCAUUUUCAUUGCCAGAUCUCUCAGUUCUGGCCAAACAGCGGUAUGAAAUCAGUUUGUCUAAAAGAGGAUUAAGGCCAUGUUGUUUUUUCCAGAUGGACUGAGACACGAUGGAUUAAUCUAUAGCGCCAUCUCUCCGUUUAUUGUGUUUGAGUAACAAACCUCCCGGAGGAAGUAGAAUUCAAUGUAGAAACAUGAGUCUGCUCCGUGUAAUGAGAUUUAGUGCGCUCAAGAAAACAAGAUUGUUGUCCUGAAUUGUACCUGUGACAUUGCACAACACUUAUUUUUAUAUGUUUCCCAAUUAAUUCAAACUGGUUUCAUGAAAAGACUGUUGUAAUUUAACUGUGGGGGAAAUUGUCCUUAAGAGAAAACUGUAAUUUUAUCAAAAGUAUUCAUAGAUUACUGAAAACCUUAUUUGCCUCAUUUGCUAAUUUGAUUUAUGUCCUGUUUUAUCUUAUUUGCCCGGGACGCUUCUCACUCAUUAAAAGCAGAAUAUCGCGUUAACUAGCAAAUACAAAUAUUAAAGACUUAAUAUUGAAUGGAAAACUUCUUGCAAGUUGACAAAUUACUUAAAAUAAAUGUAUGUACAAUUUCUUAGAACCUAGAUUUCCCUCUAACGUUUAUAAUUUUACAUAGAUGUUUCCAGUAUCGAUUGUCUUUAAAACUUAUUUAUAAAUACUUGGACCGGAUGGACCUGUAUAGUUCAGCAUUACACAUCUUUUUUUUUUUUUACUUAUUAUUAUAAUUAUUGUCGUUUGUUGUUAUUGGUCUCCCGACACAUUUCUUCUCAUUGUGUAAACCUUCGUAUAUUGCACUUUAUCCCUCCAGUGAACAGGCACUGGCUCAAAUGAAUGACUUGAGAACUUCUUAAGAAAGAGGGCUACAGUAUUGAACAUGUCACAUGAGUCAAUUGUUGCUCAUUGUAAAAUAUUAUAAUCUUUUAUCUGUACUUUUGUGAGUGAGAGUGUGUGUGGUGGGGGGUUGCGGGGUACCAAUAUAUUGUGACUAUACCCAGCGGAAGUAACAGCAUUGCUAUUUUGUAAUAUAAAAACAAUGAUAUGUACUAUUAGAGGGGUCUCUGUCAUUUUCUUGUAACAUGAUGCACGUGUUGGAAUGUGUAUGAUUUUGACAUUUAAUAAAUUUUACUCCGAUUUUUCCAA